UUGUUUGUAGUUGUGCAUUUCAAUGAUGGCCACGAGCUGCACGCUUGCUGCAGUUUUAAAAGCAUAAUUUAAAAAAACAACUCAUUUUGUUUAUUAUAAUACAAAAUUAUGAAAAUGUAGUGUAUUAAUUAUGUGUUAAAGUAUAGUAUAUAGGUGCAAAAAGACAAACAAUUCAAUUGUGUCUGUGUAUGUAUUUCAUAAGCUCCGCUUCUUCGCUGUGUACGUGUGCGCGCUGUAUAAGUGUGUGUGCUUUUUGGAAUGUCGCUUUGCACGAAAUUCAAAUUGUGACCAUCCUUGAGAUUUAAAGAGUGAAGGGGACGUAGAAGGCGAGGAUCUAUGCUAUUAAUUAUGCAAAAUAUUAUUAAAUUAAAUUAAAUGGAUGAGCACACAUUAAAUGACCUGUUGGAGUGUUCUGUGUGUCUGGAACGCUUGGACACCACCUCUAAAGUUUUGCCAUGCCAACACACCUUCUGUCGCAAAUGCUUACUGGACAUUGUGGCCAGUCAGCAGAAGUUGCGAUGUCCGGAAUGUCGCGUUUUGGUGAAUUGCCGCAUCGAUGAGCUGCCGCCAAAUGUGUUGCUUAUGAGAAUCUUAGAAGGCAUGAAGCAAAAUGCUGGCAAAAGUGACACUAAAACCGAAGAGUUGCCAAACAGAAUUCAACUGCAACAAGAGGUUCCGCCCACGCAACAAAAGCAACAGAAGCAACAACAGCAGCACUACCAAGAACAACAACAGCAACAACAACAGCAAUCGCAACCGGAACAACAGCAAACAGCACGUCAAAAACCGCGCCGAUUUCUGCUGCCGCAUGCAUAUGCACUCUUUGAUUUCCUAAGCGGCGAAGCGGGCGAUUUGAAGUUUAAGAAAGGCGACUUAAUUUUGCUAAAGCAGCGCAUUGACAACAACUGGUUUGUGGGCCAGGCCAACGGGCAAGAAGGUACAUUUCCUAUCAACUACGUAAAAGUAGCUGUCGCAUUGCCGAUGCCGCAGUGCAUUGCUAUGUACGAUUUUAAGAUGGGUCCCAGCGACGAGGAGGGCUGCUUGGAGUUUAAGAAGAGCACCGUGAUUCAUGUGCUUCGACGCGUCGAUCACAACUGGGCAGAGGGACGCAUUGCACAAACAAUUGGCAUAUUUCCCAUAGCCUUUGUUGAGUUAAAUGCAGCCGCUAAGAAGCUGUUGGAUAGUGGCGUUACAAAUCCAUUACCACAGGCGCCGGCGCAACUAGUGCAGCAGCGCGCAUUGCCGCCUGUACCGGUCAUCGAUCCCACCCAUAUCACGAAUGAUUCCAGCACAGGGUCUUCCAACAGCUAUUCCUCCAACAAUAACAGCAGCAGCAAUUCAAGCUCCACCAGCAGCUCCAAUAAUUGCAGUCCUAACCAUCAAUCGCUCCCCAACACGCCACAACAUGCAGCCGCUGUAGCUACUGCGUCUGCUGCUAUGGCUGUUGUUGGAGGCGGUUCGGUGCGUUAUCGCGACAAGGGCGCCAAGGAGAAGCGUCACUCGUUAAAUGCUUUGCUGCAAUCAGCGCCGCUUAGUUUGCUCCAGACGAAUCGACAUUCAGCUGAGAUAUUGAGUCUGCCGCAUGAAUUGAGUCGUUUGGAGGUCUGCUCAGGCGCACAAACAGCCACAUCCACAUCUACUGCUGUCAUAGUGCAGCCGUCUCAAACGUCGCGAGUAUUGAAGACUCAGAUGCAUCAACAACAAAUGCCGCCUACCCUCCCUUGGGGUUACCUAGCAUUGUUUGCGUAUAAACCGCGUCACUCCGACGAGCUGGAAUUGAAGAAAGGCUGCGUUUACAUUGUUACUGAACGGUGUGUCGAUGGCUGGUUCAAGGGCAAAAACUGGUUGGAUAUUACCGGCGUGUUUCCAGGCAACUAUCUGACGCCUUUACGCACACGCGAUCAACAGCAGCUAAUGCAUCAGUGGAAAUUUGUGCCCCCCUCUACGGACGUGAAUACAACAUCAGCGCAGACCCUGGAUGUGCGUCUAAGUAAUAUGCUGCCUUCCCAACCGCCCGAUUUGCCACCACGUCAGCAACAUGUACAACAUCCGUCUCAAUCAACUAGCAGCAGCUCAGUCUGGACUAAGCCCGUCGAAGCAUUAUUCAGCCGCAAGUCUAGUGGCACCACGGAAAGCAAACCGGAUAAUGUCGGCAGCAGUUCCGGCGCAGUGGGUCUUAUGCGUCGUUUGACGCACAUGAAAACACGCUCUAAAUCGCCAGGUUCAUCACUACAGCAAAAACAACAGCAACUGACAAACAAAGACUCAAACAGCACAGCAGCCGAAAAUGUGGUCAAUGUCGCGCCAUUACAUCCAGUGCAUGUGAGGUCUGGUUCGUGUCCCAGUCAGUUGCAGCAAAGUGAACAACUGAAGGAAACCACUGGAGCUUCUGCAGCAACGCCCUCAAAUGCUGCUCAACUAUUUCAGAGCAGUAGGAAUGUGUCUUACGGCUCACAGCGAAUCAAAAGCAACAAGGAGCGACCGCAGUUACUUUGUGCUAGACAAUCCUUGGAUGCGGCUACCUUCCGCAGCAUGUACAAUGCCGCAUCACCACCUCCACCUUCAAGCCGUACACAAACGCAACUACAUGCCAACAUGAUUAUAGCGCCCAAUCACCGCAAGAGCCAGAGCCUGGACGCGGGAAAUGUGCUAAGCGCUAGCAAUAGCAAUAGUAACCUAAACGCUAAUAGCAACGUUAUAACCGAAGCAGCCAUCAAGGCGAGUGCCACGACAAAGUCGGUCUACUGUACGAGAGAGAGUCGAUUUCGUUGCAUCGUUCCCUAUCCGCCGAAUAGUGAAAUUGAACUCGAAUUGCGUCCAGGAGAUAUUAUCUACGUGCAGCGUAAGCAAAAGAAUGGAUGGUAUAAAGGGACACAUGCUCGCACACAUAAAACUGGUUUAUUUCCCGCUUCCUUUGUGGAACCGGAUAUUUAGAUUAGUUUGCAUUCCUCAACGUUUGUUUUUUUUUUUCGAAAUUAAUCGCCGGUCGAUUCGUGCUUCCACACAUGUCUAACAAUUUCUCUUUUCGAAAAAGAAUUGUUGGUACUUCGAAUACAAAUGCUCGAAUAAGUUUUUAUACGAUUUUUAAUCCAACUAGGCUAACAUUGUACUUAAGGCACUUAAAAUAUAAGUAGAUAGUGAAUCGAAACACGAAUAACCGAAUCUAUGAACCAACUUUUAUUUGAAACGUAGAUUCCCUUGUAAAAAAUCUACCUAAAAGUUCGUAAGUAACCACUGUUAUGCAUAGUACUUGUACUUACACAUAUACCAAUAUAUGAGCAAAUUAAUAAUAAAACAUAUUGUAUAGCAAUACGAAAAACGAUAACACAA
Messenger RNA from Drosophila hydei, 3330 nucleotides. RefSeq names its product E3 ubiquitin-protein ligase SH3RF1 (gene POSH). The record is from RefSeq and is a predicted model, not a curated record. The coding region runs from base 376 to 2934 and encodes 852 amino acids. NCBI's taxonomy places the organism in Eukaryota, Metazoa, Arthropoda, Insecta, Diptera, Drosophilidae. The transcript has 6 exons. Gene Ontology annotation, molecular function: protein binding.